GCGCACCUGGAGCCCCGCCUCCUCAAGGAGCCGUUUCAGGCGUCCCCGGCACCUUCGUGAGACCUCUGGCGUCUUUAUGUGUUUGAGGGUUAAGUACCGGGGGUGAGAGCCGUGGGGGGUCGCCGGGAAAGGAGGGCUUGGUCCCGGAGAGCGGGAAAGGGAGUCCAUGGGAGUGACCCCGCCACUUGGAGCCGGUGCGCUCGUCCGGCCCGGCCGUCCGCCGCGGAAAAGCCAACGUGGGCGAAUCCCCAGCUCCGCGCGCUCUCGGGGCGCCGGGGGUGCUGAGGCCUCCUGAGGGGAAGGUGCGUGGUACCAGCGGAGUUGCGGGGACCUUCUGUCCCUCCCAGGUGUAGCUCGACUGGGAAGAAGUCGGCGCCGAAGGCUGGAGAGCUUCAGAGGAGAGGCUGAAUUGCCCAGAAAGAAGCAGAUCCUGAUUUGCUCAGCCAAAAGCAGUUCUUGAUCCGCCUGCCCAGAAUGAAGGAAACUCUAUGAUGUCACCACCUCCAGAAGCCACCACAGACUGUCUGACAGUGGAGGGUUUGGACCAGCUUUGAGAAGGGCGAGCUGAAUCAUCACCAUUCUUCACAUUCUCACAGGAGCUGUAGAAAAUGAAAAAAUCGCAGGCAUCAAUGUCAUUCAAAGACGUGGCUAUGGAGUUCACCCAGGAGGAGUGGAAGCUCCUGGGCCCUACUCAGAGGACCCUGUACAGAGAUGUGAUGCUGGAGAACUACAGCCACCUCGUCUCAGUGGCCGCUGCAGAAGGAGCGCCAGGCCGGGGCGGAGUGCGGGCUCGCGCGGCAAGUGAGCGCCGAGGUCACGAAAUGGAUUCGAGUGAACCGGAGACCCAGAAAACGGAAACGAAGGGAGAACGAAGAGGUGUUUGAAAAGAUUUUAGGGAAGCGUAAAGGAAAAGGGUGACAAUCAUCAAAGCAAAGAAAACCACUGGAGCCAAAGCACGGCAAUGAGCUUCUAUGCCACUGGGGUGGAGCUCUGGAGUAAAGAACAAAUUGGGGGCUGAGGCAAGCCAUGCCAAUUGGAGGAAAGUUCUAGAAAAUCUUCAGUUAGCCUGGACGGGUUAUAACAGAGAGACCGUGUUUAGACGGUGUCGGGUAGAGACUAGGAUGGGGCUGGAAGACCCUGCCAGGGCUGAGCCCACAUCCAUGUCCAGAAGAAAGAAGGCAGCGAGUGACCAGCCAAGCCAUGUCUGCCAUGGCUAUGGAAGGAAGUGAUGGUGCAGGUGCCACGGAUUUACCACCACUGGACUAGAGCCAAGGAAACCAGCCAGGAGGACAUUAUAACAAACAAAACACAAAGUUAUAAGGGUGAGAUGGGAGUGAGGGCCAUCAUAACGUCCCCAUCACCAACAACAGAUCUGGAAGAUAUUUAGCCAAAAGAAGCAACGAGAUUCGAAG
Molecule: messenger RNA, 1412 nt
Organism: Choloepus didactylus (southern two-toed sloth)
Lineage: Eukaryota; Metazoa; Chordata; Mammalia; Pilosa; Megalonychidae
Product: zinc finger protein 300-like
Exons: 7
Coding region: 609-884 (91 amino acids)
Biological process (GO): regulation of DNA-templated transcription
Source: RefSeq, a predicted model, not a curated record